ACCAAGUCAAAAGCAGCAAGAGUAACAGUGUCCUCUCAGCUGCCAAAGUUUGUUUUCGUUUCCUCCAACAGUCCCUCCUCUCCUCUCUUCCCCUCCCUCAUACCCCUGCGCCCCGCCCUGCCCCGCCCCGGCCCAGCCGGGACUUCUGUCGGAGCCAAUCUCCCCGGGCGGAGGGCAGCGGGUGGAGGACCACUCCCCUAAUACUGGAGCGUGGCCCGGGGGAGGCCUCGCACUACGCCCUUGGGGCCUUCUUUGCUCCUGGGAGCCCUUCCUUUCACCCCUUCGUCUCUUCCUCCAACGCGGAGCCGCCGACCCUCGCCCUACGCUUCUGGAUCCCUUGAUGACACUUGCUCUGGGCCUGAGGAAGGCUGAAGGGGAAAGCUCUGGGAACCGUGAGCUGAAAGAAGAUUUGGUCUUUAGGAGAAAGUUAUUGAGCAUGAUCACCAGAACUACCUUGGAUUCAGGGAAUCAUGCGAUGCUGAAGAAUAAAAAUGAUAACUGGGGACGGAAAUCUCAUCGGGAGAGAAACAUUAGCUCUGGGCCGGAGCUCUUCCGCCAACUCUUUAGGCAGCUGCGUUACCAAGACACUUCUGGGCCCCAGGAGGCUCUGGUCCGACUCCAGGAGCUCUCCCGAUGGUGGCUAAGACCAGACAUUCACACCAAGGAAGAGAUUCUCGAUCGACUAGUCCUGGAGCAGUUCCUGACCAUUCUGCCAGGGGACACUCGGACCUGGGUAUUGCUGCAUCACCCAGAGAAUGGGAAAGAGGCUGUGGCCCUGGUGAAAGAUGUUGAGAGUCACUUUGAGGAACAAGAAAUGGAGGUGGCAGCCCCUGCUCAGGUUCAAGACGGGAACCUCUGGAUGGGGACGACUUCUCUGGGAGCCUCGCAGGAAUCCCUUCCUAGGCCAUCUCUCGGGGAUCACUUCUCAGGCAGGCCCCCCUCGGACGCCGCCACGGCCCACCUCCAGGAUCCCCUAAAUGUGCCUCCAACUCCCCAGGUGCCUGCUGGCCCUCAGGAGGGAAGCACAGGAGAUCCGGCGGUGGCCGGGUCUCCGGGAGCCAGGCUACAGGAAUCCAUGACAUUCGAGGAUGUGGCCGUAUACUUCAGUAAGGCAGAAUGGACGCUUCUCUCCCCUGCCCAGCAGGUCCUUUACAGGAACGUGAUGCUGGAGAAUUAUGAGAAUUUGGCCUCUCUGGCAUGCCCAUUUCCCAAACCUAUUGUGAUUUCCAACCUGGAGCAAGCAUCAUGGGACCUUCAGGAAGCCUUGGUUCAAGAUCUGAGAAAUACGUAUGCAGGUGAUGAAUCCCAAAAGGAGAACAAGAAGCUGGCUCCAGCCCGGGAGAGUGCUGAAGCAGAUCCUGAAGCAUCAUCACCAGGAGAACUCCAGACCUGUGCUCCUCAGCAGCCUGAGUUUGAAGAGUCUGCUGAACAUGACCACAACAGGGAGAAGCCAGGGGGAAAUUCUGCUCUGGAGAUAGUGACGGGAGAGGAGAGAGGUUCCAGGUACAUGCUAGGCAAGGAUGUAAAAGCCACUGCAGGGGAGGCAGGGGAAAGUGUUGAGUCAUGUUAUCAGAGCACUCCCAAACCACAGAAAAUCUACAAAUGUGGUGAGUGUAGCAUGUACUUCAGACAUAGUUGGGACCUUCUCCAGCAUCAGAAAACUCACAGUGGGGAGAAUUCUCUUCCAUGUGGUGAGGUUGGGAGUGCCUUCAGCCAUACUUCAGGGUCCAGUCAAGCUCAGAGAAUAAAAGGUGAAAACAUGCCUCAUAAGUGUAAAGACUGUAACAAGUCCUUCAACCAUCGCUCACAUCUGGAACACCAUCAAAGACUUCACACCCGGGAGAGACCGUAUAAGUGUAAAGAGUGCGGGAAGACCUUCAGGUGGAGCUCAAACUUUGCUCGUCAUAGAAGAAUUCACACUGUACCAAAGCACUACGAAUGUCAAGAAUGUGGAAAAGAGUUCACUAGAAUUUCCCAGUACAUUAUUCAUCAGAAAUUCCACUUCACAAAGAAACUGCACAUUCGCAAUCGAUAUGGUAGAACUUUCAGGCACAUCUCGACACGUAACACACAUAGGAAGGUCCAUGCUGGAGAGAAACGCUAUAAAUGCAAAGAGUGUGGGAAGACUUUCACAAGAAACAGAACCCUUCUGGAUCAUCAGAGAAUCCACAGCGGAGAGAAGCCCUAUCGAUGUAAUGACUGUGGGAAAACUUUCACAAGAAACAGAACCCUUGUGGAUCAUCAGAGAAUCCACAGCGGAGAGAAGCCCUAUCGAUGUAACAACUGUGGGAAAACUUUUACAAGAAACAGGAGCCUUGUUGAGCACGAGAGGAUUCACACUGGGGAGAGGCCUUACGAAUGUAGUAAGUGCGGGAAAGCCUUUAAUCGCAAGUCCUACCUAUUUCUUCAUGAGAGAACUCAUAACAAAAAGAAGCCUUAUAAAUGUGAUAUUUGUGGAAAAGACUUUAGGUGGGGUUCCGGCUUUGCUCGACAUCGAAGAAGCCACACUGAGGAGAAAUACAAUGAAGUUAAUGAGCAAAGGGGAAUUUUUCCUCAUGGCUCUGACGUUCAACACCAGAGAAUUCCUACCGAAGAGAAGUCUUAUGAAUGUCAGGAAUGUGGGAAAACUUUUACUCGGAAGAGAACCCUUAUUGAUCAUCAGAGAAUUCACAGUGGGGAGAAACCCUAUGAGUGCAGUCAAUGUGAGAAAACUUUCAGCUGUAGACCAUACCUCAUUGCACAUCAGAGGACUCAUAUCCCUAAAGUUCAUCAGAAAAACCAAAUCAUGGAGAACUACUAUAAGUGUAGCCAAUGUGGAAAAAGCUUUUCUCAGAAGUCAACACUUCUUAUACAUCAGAGACUUCAUACUGGAGAACGACCCUAUAAGUGUAGUGUCUGUGGGAAAGCCUUCAGGUGGAAGUCAAACUUCAUUCAACAUCAGAAAAGACACCCUGGGAUGAAACAACACAAAUGUCAAGAAUGUGGCAAAGUGUUCAGCCAGAAAGACAUCCUACUGGCUCAUCAGAUGAUCCACAGUGGGGAGAAAAUCUUUAAAGAUCAGUAUGGUGGCAAAAAGAAUAGGAAUACCAAACGUCUUAUUGAGUAUCUACAAAGACGGGAUUGUGAAAAACCUUAUAAAUGUACUAAAUGUGGGCAAUCCUUCAGCUCUGCCUCGGUCUUUAGCUUACAUUGCAAAAUACACACUGGGGGGAAAACUUAUGAAAAUGAUAAUGCAGACAUUUUCCCCCAGAACUCCAGUCUUACUUCACAUCAAGAAUUUCAAACUAGGGAAAAAGUUUAUAAGUGUAACAUGUGUGAUAAAGCCUUUCCUAAGAAAUCCCAGCUUAUUAUGCAUGACAGAUUUCAUACCCGAGAGAGACCAUAUAGAUGUAAUAAAUGUGGGAAAAAGUUCAGAUGGAGCUCAAACUUAUCUCGACAUCAGAAAAGCCAUAUUGCAGAGUAAAUUGUAAAGGACCGAUUUUGUAGUUUUGUGGCCAUUUCUACAAAAUUCAUCUUAGCUAAGGAGAGCUCAGCUGUGCCAUUAAUGAUUCUGGGGAGGGGAGAUUGAUAACUGAUUUUUCUUUCUUGAAGGGGAGUUUUCAUCAUGUUCAAGAAUUCCUUGCAUUUAUCAGGAAAGGCCCCAAGAGCAUCAUUUGUAAAAAUUAGAAGAGAGAUUUCAAGCUUGCUUUUAGUUGAAGCCGAUCGUAGGAAGUAAUAUAGUACUAGUUUCAGGAAGAUUGAAAUUAAAUCCUCCCCCUUGUAAGUUGUAUAACACUGGACAAGUCAUUUAGACUUUGUAAAGGCAAUCCUUUUACUCUUAAUUUCUUCUGUUGCACCCUUUACAUUUUGAGACUAUCUGGAAACUCACUACUGCUUAUCUACUAAGUCAUAUAUAGUUUGGUGCAGGGAAUUACAAAAUUUCAGCUGUUAGGCAAAAGGGCAGAAACUGCCUUUUAAUCCAAGAGGGGACUCAAUGGAGAGGGGAACAACUAGAGAUUGAAUUGGUUUCACCACAAAUUUAAUUUGGUUUUCUUCCUAGAGAGGUCUGAAUUUGUAUGGAGGGAGUGAGGUUGGGAUGUAGAUGAGAGGGGUGACCUUGUCUUUUACCGAGACUCCGGCCCCCUACCUUUCGGGUCAAAAAUGCAAUUUCAUAUUUAAAGGCUGGAUUUAAUUGAUGUCAGGGAGGACCUCCACCUUCUCCCUUUGACUUACCAUUCUUAUUCACUCUGACCCUUGCCUCACCUGACACUUUUCUUUAGUAAUUUCAACAUUACCUUUUAUAUCUAGCCUUACAAUGCUGUCCUUUCGUAGUUUUGACUUGGAAAAUUAUUACUGCCUGCCUGCUAUAUUUUCUUGGAUAGGUUCAGACCUUUACAUCUAAGCCAUUUCAGGGAAUUAAAACAUAAUGCUAAUAAAGUGAACAUUCCUCAAUCGGCCAGAUGUAUUAAAUGAGUAUUUUAAUGGUUAUAUUUUCAUUGUAUUAUUCAAGGUAAGCAUUUAUCAAAAUUAAAGUUGUAAACAGAAGCACUCUUUGAUUUAUUUUCAAGAAUCUUUCACUUUUUAUUCUUUCCACACCUUGUCACAGAUUUUCUGUAAUCAUCCCUAUUUAUAUGUUAUUUAUCAUUAGCCAUAGUGACUCAGGUCUAAAUGCAAAUAUCACAUGUGAAUGAAGCGUAUAUCGAAGUAAAAAUUAGUGUAUUAAUUAGUAAUUACACGUAUUUAAUCAAAAACAGGAAAAUUGAGAAAAUCAUAUGUUUUAUAUAUAUUGUGUGAAAUUUACAUUCCUAGUAGCAUACAUAUUAAGCAAUCAAAACAUUGGUGGAGCUCCUAAUCUGGUAAAAGAGAUUUUAUCUUACACUCUUGUAAGAGAGCAUAAGAAUAUAUAACAAAAUUCUCCUGAGAGUGUUAAAACUGAUAAAAGUGUUUAAAAAUACCUUGCAAUAUUGGUGAAUCUUUUAGAUAUUGAGUGCCCAAACUGCACCUUGAACAACCACCUGUGAGUCCUGACCCCUGCAUUACUGCAGAGAGCUGAAGUGCUUGCAUUGGGCUGCUGGACAGAGGGGUGAAGCAUGUAAAAAUGAUAAGGUAUGGGUAGAGAGGGAGAAUGGAGCAGCCUCCUCCAUGCCACCAGGGCACCAGUGCCACGCCUUUGCCAACAUGGCCUAGUCUCUGUUUGACCGGGAAAGAACUUUUCUCAUGAGAUAAAUGUGUAUGUGAUUUAACUGCAUCCAUCUCAAGCAUCUUUCUCCUCUUUUCAUUCAUUCAUUUAUCUAUCUACCUAUCUAUUUAUUUUCAAACCCUUACCUUCUAUCUUAGAAUUAAUACUGUGUAUUGGUUCCAAGGCAGAAGAGUGGCAAGGGCUAGGCAAUGGGGGCUGAGUGACUUGCCCAGGGUCACACAGCUAGGAAGUGUCUGAGGUCAGAUUUGAACCCAGGACCUCCCAUCCCUAGGCCUGGCUCUCCAUCCACUGAGCCACCCAGCUGCCCCUUUCUCCUCUUCUUGACCCCAGAAUGGCCCCACUGAGCUGUUGUGUGUUAUAGCUAUCUUCUGACCCUUAAGAAGACUCAAUUCUCCCAGUAUCACUGCAACCCUUUGCAAUUCUUUCUAGUGUUCUAGUGUUGGUUAUACCUUAAAUCAUUCUCAACAAUGACAAUAAUCUGGUUCUGUAGAGGGAGUCAAUACUGUUUCCCACACUGCUAUCCUUUUUUCAUUGAAAAUUUUUAUUUAAUUUAGAAUAUUUUCCCAUGGUUACAUGAUUCACAUUCUUUCCCUUCUCUCCUCCCCGCCUCAUCACCCCUAUAGCCGAUGUGCAAUUCCACUGGGUUUUCCAUGCCCACGCUGCUAUCUUCAGACUUCCCCUCUGUUGCCAUUUGUCACCAACUUCACCCUCUCUUCACCUUUGAAGUUAAACUAUGCAAGCAGAACCCAAUAUGGAUCCUGAUGGCAAUCACUUACCAGCCCUUGAGCCAUUCCUCAUCCCUUGGAGUUCAGUUCCUGCUUCAGAGCCUUCCUUUCUUGCCAUCAUCCUUGGGGACUUCAACAUAUGUGUUAAUUUUCCCCUUAAACAGCCCAGCCCUCCAAUCUCCUCAACUCAUCUAUGUUGGUCUUUGAGAGUGCCAGCCAUGACCUUUAUCUUACUAUCACCUUCGAGUCUUUUCCUUCUAAGAUAAAUAAUUAUGACUUCAUUUCUCCCCCUACGUUCACCAUCCCAAGUCUGUUCUGUAUCUGUAUCCUUAAGAUGACUUCUAGGGCCUCUGCUUCUCAGUAGACUCCUUGGCUGUCUAGUUUUAAUUUCCUCCCUUCCCCAUCUGGACCUUAGCGUUAACCCACAGCUCAGCAUCACGUGGGCCUUUCUUGACGUGCCUCUUCUCUUGACGAUGAUGCUUUGUCAGCUCCAAAGCUCCAUUGCGCUUGCCAUCUGCCUCAGCUGGUCUUACUUAAAUCAUAGAAUGGUGUCGGUUGUGGCCCCUACACAGUUGGUCGAAUCUCCCUGGGCAGCAAACUUUUCUUCAAGCCUUCCAUAACCCUCUCUUCCCCUCUCCCACUUAGCCCCUCCCUUCCUCUAUGCAUAUUUAUGUAUGCACCAUUCCUGUGGGCUUUUCUACGUCAUAAGCCCCCUUGAUAGCACCAUUUCCCCCUUUAGGCUUGAGUCAAGCUGUUAUCUCUACCAAAGUCAACCCCUAUCUGCUCUUCCCCAUGAUGGUUUCCUCCAUUGGAUCCCUUCUAUAAUCCCUUCAGCCUUCAGUUUGCUGGUUCUUUUUCUGAUGCCGGCCAACACGCCCAGAUCUCCCCAGUCCUUAAAGCAAAAACCCUUAAGGGGACUCUGCCAUUCCUUAAAGCUUUCUUGGAUUUCUUCUCUCAAGCCAAAUUUCUGGAAAAAGCAGUUUAUGCUUCUACUUCUUUGCCAAUUGCCUAACCCUUUUCCAUACUGCUUCCAACCCAAAGAGCUCUCUGCAAAGUUCUCUCUUAAUUGCCAAAUCUGAAUGACCUCUUCUCGUCCCUCAUUCUUGACUCCAUUUGGCCACCUCGUCUUCUUAAAUACUCUGGGAUGUUGAGGCAUUGUUCUCUCUCAGUUCUACCUGUCUGACUCUUCCCGUCCCCUUUGCUGGCCCAUCAUGAGGGAAGUCUCAAAGCUCUAUCUUGGGAUUUGAUCUGCCUACACUUGGGGACUUCAUUAGCUCUUUAGAUUUGAUUAUCAUUUCUAUGCAGAUGCUGUAGAUCCAUGUAUCCUGUCCUAGUCUCGCACCCGAGUUCCAAUCUUCUAUGUUGGGACAUUUCACACUGGAUAUCUUACAGGCAGCUCAUUUCCAAAACAACAACUCUUUGCCCUGAAGUCCACCACUGUACUUCUAAAAAUUCUAUUUCUUUGACUUAUUUUUUUAUUAUGAAUUUAAGAGCCUAAAAAUGAGCAUUUGCUACCUGUACAUAAAAAGAUUUACUAGGAAACUGGAUUUCUUUCAUUUCAUUCCAUUCUGUACUUUAAAAAACUAUAUAAGGCAGUUGCCAGGUGGCUCAGUGGAUUGAGUGCCAGGCCUAGAGAUGGGAGGUCCUGGGUUCAAAUUUGGCCUCAAACACUUUCUAGCUGGUUGACCCUGGGCAAGUCACUUAAACCCCAUUGCCUAGCCCUUAUUGAUCUUCUGCCUUAGAACCAAUACAUAGUAUUGAUUCUAAGAUGGAGGGUUUAAAAAACCACCAUAUAAUAAAUGCAAAACUGUACUGUUUGUGUUUCCUUCUAACCUGUUGCCUGUGCACUACUUUAAAGAUUUCAGUAGCCUUUGUUUGACGUCAUUAGAAUUUCUUCUCCCGCCCCCUCCCAAUAAAAAUUGGUGUGUGGGUGAGACCUUCAAAGCAAGCACAGUAAGUAAAAAAAAUCCACACUGUAGCCACGUUCAAAAAAAAUAUAUAUUUCCUUUUAUACUUUGAAUCCAUUCUCUCAGGAAAUAUGUAUCAUACUUAAUCACAAGAUUAAUUUCUGGGAAUGUGUUAGUCACCAACUUCAUCAUCAUAAUUGUCUUUCAAAGUUGCUCUGUACAAUAAUGCUGUCAUAGAAAUUGUUUUGCUAAUUUUAUUCUGUAUCAGUUUGAACCAGGAUUUUCUGAAAUUGUGUUUCAUAAUUUCUGACAGCAAAAAUAUUCUGUCACAUUCAUAGACUACAGUAUGUUUAGCUGUUCCUUAAUUGAAUCUAAUCCUAUAGAUUCAUUUUUUCCCCUCCAUUUAAUUAUCUCUUCAGGACGUGGAAGUUCAUUUUACUAUUGGCCAUUUUCUCCAUGAUAUUCUUUCUUAACUGCUUCUUCUAUCUCACCUUGUUUCUCUGUUGAGUUUGAUAUAUUUCUACACUAAAUUGUGUGUGUGUUAUAAUCUGAGCUUUUUAGAUAUUAAUAAAAUUUAUCGGAUGAUUAUGUUAGAUGAUUAUGCAGUUUCACAGGAUAAUUGGUUAUGAAGGGUCACAUCUAGACACUAGAGUUGGAGGGAAAUUAGAACAGCUUUAUUAUGAGAUUUAACAAGUAGCAAUCACCCAGAGUAUGUGCACAUAGACAGUCUGCAGGGACUACAAUUGCAGAAUCAGUGAAAUGGGCUUUUAUACACAGUGAUAAAGAAGCAGGGGAUUUUCCAGGUGACUCCAGGUUGUCUCAUGAUUAUCAGAAAGACAUAAAAGUAAAACACUCUCUAUUUUGGGGGUUAGUAAGGAUUCGGAUGUUGCAAGCCUUGUACCAUAAAAGGAGGCAGAACCCCAAGAUAGAUAAGGACCAGGGCCGAGAUGGAGGGACUUUACAAAAUGGAAUUUUGGUUACCUUGCUACCUACAAUUCCACUCCUUGGGACUAUUAACAAUCUCACAAUUUGAUUUUUAAAAAAUUCCCAAAUCAGUAUCAGUCCAAGAAGAAAUGAUAUACAGCUUAUAGAAUAGGUAACUGGUCCAUAACAUAUAGAACUAAUAAAAAUAGCAAAAAAAUAAAAUUAAGGUGAAUAAUGGAAUCCAAUAUAACUGUAGCCUUAAGGGUGUCAAGUCCUUUGGCAGGGUCCAUGAACUCCAGGGAUUUGGCAAUUAUUUCCUGCGUGUUUCUUGAACAUCUGUGGAUCUAUGGAUCAGAAUAGGCUCAUCGAGGUAAUUUCCUUGACUGUCUUCAGGUUCCAGGUCACUUGUAGAGAUUCUCUAGAUAAUCUAAUAUUGCUAAAGCCUGCUAGUGAUAGACAGUAUAAUUUAGUAAAACCCAAUUGGCCUUCAGUAAUCAGAUUGGCCUUCCAGUAAUGAGUUCAUGUGGUGAAAACCUGUUCAGAUUUUAUGGAGCUAACCUUAUAAACAACAGAGCUAGAAAAAGAACAUAAAAAUAAGCCAAUAAGAUAGCCCAUCCCAUUAUAGCAGUUCAGAGAUGCUGGGAUAUUGAAACAAGAAGAUUCAUUAGAAAAAAUAAUGCUCGAGGUCACACAAUUUAUAUAUUUCUGAAACAGGAUUUGAACUUAGGUUUUCCUGAUCCAUAUAUUUUCCAACCAUGUUGGCUCAAGGUUAAAUGUUUGUCUUAUCUCAACUAGAUCUGAAUAAUGCUGUCUGGGGUGAGUGAGGCAAGGGAGGGGGAAGGGAGAGAGAGAGAGAACUAUCCUUUUGAAGGCUUUGAAAAGAAAAAUAAAAGUGUUCACUGUUUUUCUUACUGAUAACAUGCCUAAUUUUCAUGUUACUGACAGGAUACCCUGGUGAUAGAUAACCUGGGGAGGCCCAAUUGCAGGGUAUGAGGUGAACGUUGGAGCUGUUUUUAUUUCAAUUUCUCUUUUGAAAUGGUCGUUGAUAGUUUGAAUUUUUUCUUUGGAAGACAAUUUGCUCACAUAUUCUGACUAUCUCUUGGGGAAUGACUUGAUAUUAAGUAUUUUUAAAUUUCCAAUAUGAGAAUUAUCAGGCUUUUAUCAAUAAUACUUGAUGCAAAGAUUAUUUCCUACUCACCAUGAUUUUUAAAUCUUUGCUUUCUGGCCUCAAAUUUAACUGCUUAUUAAAUAGUUACUGUAGAAGAAAAUCCUUUUUUUUAAAUGAAGACCUUUAUUUUUGUAUAAAAAUGUAUAAAAUAUUUUUGUAUUUUGUAUAAAAUUUUGAGUAGAUUCAUGAUUGAAGUCUGCAGCUAAGAAAAACUAAGGCAACAAGGUUCAAACACAAUCAAAUCAAUGCAUUAGAAAAACUAACAUUUGCCAAUAAAUGGGUUCCUUGGUAACUGAGUAACUUAGUAACUAAACUCGACAAUUUAGGCAGUUCUUUUAUAAUCCUAAAAGAAGAACCUUGAACAGGCAAAAAAAUUGACCUAAUCUGUACAGUGUUAGGUUUGGCUAGAAUUGGAGAAUUGGAUUUUUCACAGCCUGGAGCAACAGCAAUAGCUUAGAUUUCCUGGAAUAUCUGACAUUAAAGCUUCAUGGAAUUCAUUUGACCUUUAUCUUAAGUAAGCUCCUUCUGAAAGUGGGUGAAACCUGACUUAUAAGAGUGAAAGAAGGAAUGAAAGUUGUAGGUUUAAGGGGCUUAAACUCAUACAAUGAUGUAGGAUAAUAAGUUGAUUAAGCUUUAAUGAAAAAGUAGUAAAUCAGAUUUUAAUAUUGUGAUUUAUAAUAAAUAUAAGCCCUCUAAGUAGUAAAUUAUAAACCUAUCCCUGUUAGUUCUAUAUAUUUGAAGUAAACCAGAUUAUUGGGAUUAAGCUAUCCUAAACCAGUUUGGAAUCUGGUCCUCCCCUUUGCAGGCUCAGAAAUUCUUUUUCAGUAGUUUACCUAGAAAUGAUCAAACUCUAGGGAAACCAUAAUCUCAGAACAAUUUGGGAAGGAGAAGGCCAAAUAGUUUACUUGUAGUGGGAGGUAUAUUUAGCAAGAGAAGCCAUUUGGACAUGGUCUAUGUAUUUAAGUUCAGUUGGGACCAAAUCACAGUUAUUUAAUGAAGUAAAAUCCAAAAUUAAGUGAAUGGGAACAAAAGGAAAUGGGAGCUCUUAAAAUAUCUAUCAAAAGAAAGUGUCAUAAUGAAUUAGCCUUUUCUAAUCUAUGAAUGUUUCUCUAGAGAAGUAGACUAAGCUUUUUGGACACAUCUGUAUUGGUAAAAAAAAUUUGGGUACCCCACAAUAUAGCUACAUAUAUAAUUUAUAUCAUGAUUAUAUCAAUAUCAUAAAAUAUGUACAAAAUUGAUUUUUGAAAGGAUGAGACAGAUGAAAUAAUAUUAAAUUUAUUAGCAAUAUAUCAUCUUGAUGGAAUAUGCUUCAUUAUCCUUGAAAAUCUUGGUUUAACAUUUUGUGAUGGUAUUUUGAAGGUCUAGUUCUGAAUUCAGUUUGUACUUGUUUUAAUAGCAGUCAGACCUCACAAAGAUAUGUAGAUCCAAAAGGAAGAAGUCCAUUGGACAUGCUUAACUGAAUCACAGCACUAAGUUGUCAAUUCUGCCCACCAAUUAUAUAAGGGGGUUUGCUGAAAUUUGGCUAGCUAAUAUUUAUCUUCCCUAAUGACAAUGUUAGUCUCUGGAGGUUCCAGGCUCCAGGUUAGUAACGAUUCUUAAUGAAGAAGAGAACAACUUCAGCAGGGUGUGUGGCAUUUCCUAGCCACUGUCCAAACUCCUGUCAAGGGCAUCACUCUCCUUUCAGUCACCUCUCUAACAUCAAUGCCAUUAUGUGCCCUUUUGGGAGGGUAAAAGAAUGAGAGCUUUUCUGCCAAAAAUUUUAAAGCUUUCAAAAGAUAGUCUCAUACCUGUGUUUCUAACUAGGAAUGCCUGUGGAGAUUGGAAAAAGACAGAGACAGAGAAAGAUAAGAGGGAAGGAAGAAGUUUCCCUAUUUGCAGAAAUUUAUGGCACUGCAAACCAGCAUAGAAAGUUAAUAUUAAUUUGUACCCCUUUUUGACACCCCCCCAAAACAACUUUUUGACUUUAAAGAAAAACAAAAGUUUCAUCUUAAGACUGAAGAUGAACUUGCUUUCCCCCCCUUGCUGAAGCACGGCGGGGACAAGUCUUUGUUCAUCUAUAAACCUUGAGUGGUUAUUAAUCUUGUUUGGAGAAACAGAGAGAGAGAGAGAGAGAGAGAGAGAGAGGCAGGUGGAGAAAAAGUGCGCAUGUGCUGUGGCCAUUCACAAUGUUGCAUGGGGACUCCUGGUGUCCUGAAGACCUGCCUCUUGUCCAGGUGGAGGUCAGAGUCUUCCAGGUGGUUUGGGAAAGGGCCAUCAGAAAGAGCAUAAGAUGGCAGAGGGUGGAGAACUCACACUCUUCCUGUGGAAUUGGGGCCUGGGGAGGUGCUCAGUCUGUCUUGGGGCUGGCACAGCUGGCUUAGGGAAAAAGGCAAGUAAGAGAGGGGAUGGCCACAUGUGACUGAGGCUUUUUCCUCCCCCCUCUGGCCCACUUUUUAUUAUUUAAUAAUUAUAAGUUAAAAUACAGCCUCUAGAAAAUUUUAAUCAUAACUCCAGGCAAAUUUAUGGUGCAGUAGAUAGAAUGGCAUGCAGGGAAUAGAGCCGGGAAGACCUGCAUUCAAAUCUGUCCAAAUCUGGGCAAAGUCACUUAACCUCAUCUUACCUCAGUUUCUUCAGCUGUAAAAUAGGAAUAAUUAACAAUAAUAACAAUAAUAAUGCCUACCUUCCAGGGCUGCUGUGAGGAUUAAAUGAGAUAAUAUUUGUAAAGGUCUUCAUUGGGAAAAAUUAUUAUUCAAGCAUGGGAGAUUUAUUCUCUGAACAAUAACUGUUUGAAGCUAUAUGAGCAAAAGGGGUAAAUAUUCUAUACUGGUCUCUGAAUGCAAUUUGUAUAGAAUGCCAAAAUCUGUAGACAAAUGUUUUUCCUAUGUAAGAUAAUUUAGAGAUGAAGUCAAUCAACAUUAAUGGAUGUGCUAUAAAAUUUGUGUCUAUAUUUUAAAUCUAUCAUAUUGUUUUAUGUUAGCAUGGUUAUAGUUGCAUUGUGAUUUUGGGAAAUUACUAUGAAGAAGUGCUGUUAAUUUGUGGAAUAAUACCUACGGUAUAAAGCAAUUAUAUUAUUAGGUUAGCUCCUCUUUUGAUCCAAGUGCUAUGAAAUGAUGACUUUGAGUUAUUACGUAGUAGAGGCUUUUGUCUGGAAUACAAUGUCUUUGUGGUUGAAAACUUUCUUAAAUGUUCAAAUGGGCAAAUUUUGGUUUGAAAAAAAAAAUAAUAACAGUGUCUGGGAAAAUACAAAAGAUCUUGGGAGGAAGUCUCAUUAUCUGUGAACUGGCAGGUUCUCCUGAAUUUUGGGUCUUGGCAAGGUCCUAAAAAUCUUAUCAGCAAGAAUAUAUAGGAAGGCCCCAUUUCCAUGGGGAAUAGCAUGCUGACCCCAUAUAAAAUGUGAUUUCUUCUACACACAUAUGCAGAAUAAAGUUUAAGUGAUAAAUUAGUUGCACAGUAUGACAUUACCAACAUUAAAUAAAGUAAUAAUAAAGUACAUUGUAUGCUAUUUUAGUGUUGUCUCCUCUUGUCCAUAGAUGCCCAUACAUUCCAAGAUUGCCCAUUGAAGAGGUCUCAGAGACCACCCAAAAGAGAAUCUGGGGAUUUCUCAGAAGUGCAGGGUUGGGGAACAAACAUGAAAACUAUAAAAGAAUGUAUAUUUUGCAACUCAGGGUCUCAGACUUCAAAUUGGGGGGUCUGUAGACAUCUGAUCUGUGAGAUUUCUUUGCUCCUAAUAAAGCCAGAUCUUUGCUCAGAA
Monodelphis domestica (gray short-tailed opossum) is the source of this 13633-nucleotide messenger RNA. RefSeq lists its product as uncharacterized. Gene Ontology annotation, biological process: regulation of DNA-templated transcription. The record is from RefSeq and is a predicted model, not a curated record. NCBI's taxonomy places the organism in Eukaryota, Metazoa, Chordata, Mammalia, Didelphimorphia, Didelphidae.